AGUUUCCGAUUGGGGUUUUUUUUAUACUUUUCCAUACCUGUUGGUAUUUUAAAACUGAAGAAUAAGUUUUUAAAUUGUUAUAUUGAUACAACAAGUUCGAAAUCCUUUUAACCUGUUUUUACCUGAGAAUAAACAACACCUUGAACUGCUCAAUCAUCGCCAACAGGGCAUCUGUAUAAGAUCGAAAGUUACAUAUCAACAUAAGCAUAGGGUUUACACAAUCAGUUCGCAGAUCUGUCAUCAAGUUAGCAGCUCGAUUCGCAGUCGAUGGGUUCAUUCGUCAGUAGAACAACGCCAGCCAACAUGAGUGGUCCAGUAGCCGAGUUUGUCAAAAGCGCAAUUGCCAAGGAUAAAGUGGUGAUUUUCUCAAAAACCUACUGUCCUUACUGCACAAUGGCCAAGGAGCCAUUUAAGAAAUUAAAUCAAGAAUACACGGCAUACGAGCUGGACAAACGCAACGAUGGAGAUGAGAUACAAUCGAUUUUGGGCGAAAUGACCGGAGCAAGAACAGUUCCCCGGGUAUUCAUUAACGGACAAUUCGUCGGUGGAGGCACUGACAUCAAAAAAAUGUAUUCCGAUGGUCGAUUAGAAAAAAUGCUAGCUUAGAGAGCGCACCGGAAACAAGAAAGUUCAAAUGCUCCUUUUUAUUAUCACAACAUGUCAUUGCAACUUUGCUAGGUAACGUUAUAUGAAUAAUAAAUGCUAAGAUUUAUUGUUUGAAA
Uranotaenia lowii is the source of this 722-nucleotide messenger RNA. RefSeq lists its product as uncharacterized. The transcript has 3 exons. Gene Ontology annotation, cellular component: cytoplasm. The coding region runs from base 268 to 606 and encodes 112 amino acids. Gene Ontology annotation, molecular function: glutathione disulfide oxidoreductase activity. NCBI's taxonomy places the organism in Eukaryota, Metazoa, Arthropoda, Insecta, Diptera, Culicidae. Gene Ontology annotation, biological process: cellular response to oxidative stress. The record is from RefSeq and is a predicted model, not a curated record.